AUGGCCAUCUCGGAUACGUCUUGCGGGAAUAUAAUUGCGUUGUUUGUUGCUGCAACUAUGUUAUUAGCUAUAGUUUGUUGUCAAAGUCAGCUGAUCACUAAAACACCUAACGUCGUUGUUUCAAAAGACGGGACCGGUGAUUUCAAGACUAUAGCUGGAGCAAUACUAGCAGCGCCGAAUAAGAGUGACCAACCAUACUAUAUCAAGAUUAAACGAGGGACAUAUCAGGAAUAUAUUCGAGUUGAUAAAAAAAAGGCGAAUAUAGUCCUGAUCGGAGAAGGAAUGGAUAAUACAAUAAUAACAGGUAAUAAAAAUUACGUCGGCGGCAAUAAAACCUAUGAUACUGCAACAGUGGGGGUUCUUGGGAGUGGCUUCACAGCCCAAGACAUCACCUUUAGAAAUGACGCUGGACCGGGAAAGUAUCAAGCAGUGGCACUAAGAGUAGAAGCAGAUUCGGCUUCCUUCUAUAGAUGUCGUUUUGAUGGGUAUCAAGACACUCUAUAUUCCAAAAGGAACCGGCAAUUCUACCGUGAUUGUGAAAUUUAUGGCACGAUAGACUUCAUUUGUGGUGAUGCAACGGCGUUGUUCCAAAACUGCUUAAUUGAAGCACGCAUUCCAUUGGCCAAACAAUAUAACACAAUCACAGCACAAAAGAGAGAUUUAGAGGAAUUUGCAACCGGAAUAGUGCUUCAAAAUUGCACUAUAAAGGCUUCCCAAGAUUUGGAGAAAAUGGAUAACGUCACCACCUUUUUAGGUCGACCAUGGGGUAUAUUCUCUAGAACAGUGAUCAUGGAAAGUUACAUUGACCACUUUAUAAAUCCUAGAGGAUGGAUUGAAUGGAUUGAAUCUGCAAAUAAAUUCAUUGUUCGUCGUCGUUCAUAUUAUCUGGAAUAUAGGAAUAAAGGACCAGGUGCUAUUACUCAGGGACGUGUGACAUGGACAUUCGUCACUAGGGAUCCGAAUAUUGCAUCAAAUUUCACAGUUAGGCACUUCAUAAAUGGUGACAAGUGGAUUCCCGCCAAUAUCCCACAUUAUUUAGAUUUUUCUUAA
Solanum dulcamara is the source of this 1050-nucleotide messenger RNA. Its product is annotated as probable pectinesterase 56. Gene Ontology annotation, molecular function: pectinesterase inhibitor activity; pectinesterase activity. Gene Ontology annotation, biological process: cell wall modification. NCBI's taxonomy places the organism in Eukaryota, Viridiplantae, Streptophyta, Magnoliopsida, Solanales, Solanaceae. The record is from RefSeq and is a predicted model, not a curated record.